Auxenochlorella protothecoides is the source of this 585-nucleotide messenger RNA. RefSeq lists its product as hypothetical. Bases 1 to 585 code for a protein of 194 amino acids. NCBI's taxonomy places the organism in Eukaryota, Viridiplantae, Chlorophyta, Trebouxiophyceae, Chlorellales, Chlorellaceae. The record is from RefSeq and is a predicted model, not a curated record. The transcript has 2 exons.
AUGCUGGGCCUGGGUGCCGCCGUGCGCGGGAUCGAGGUGGUGAGGGCAGAGGGCUCCGGCACGGACGCCUCCUCGCUGCGGGCGCGCCUGCCCGCACCCUCCUCGCCGGCCGGCCGGCUGGCGACGCUGCAGACGCUGGCGGCACGCCUUUCGGCGGCGGCGAUGACGGUGCGCACCGUCGAGCGCCUGCUCAGCGCCUGCCCCAGCCUGGCGGCCGUGCGCGCGGUGCCGGGGGCCGCAACCGCGGCAGCGUUCCCCACGACGGGGCUGCCGCUGCGCCUCGUCUUCCUGCACCUCGCCGCGGGUGCCCGCGUCAGCGUCGACGUCCUCGCCGGACCCUCCGCCACCCAGUUCCUGGGACCCCGCGUGGUCGGCGCCCCCGGCACCGCUCAGGCAAGCAGCGAGGGCACGCUGCGAGCCGUGGAGGCGGCGGCCCGCUCCCUGGGCCGCCGCCCCGCACUGCAGGCGCUGGCUGGGGCAGUGCAUGCAGUGCUCGCCGGGUCUGCGCCGGCUGCCGCCACCGACCUUGCUGGACCCAGCAACUUCCAGAACCCCCUGUUUGCGGAACCCCUGGCGCAAUGCUGA